UGCGAUGCGACUCUAGGGCCGGAGAGAGAGGGAGAGAAAAUGGAGGAAGGGAACAGGAGGCGGAGCACCAGGGGCCCCUCCGGCGGUGACACUGCUCGAGCCAGCGCAUUGGAGCGCCUGAAGGCCAUACGCGAGUCUGGGCGCUCGGCGGCCGGUGUGGAUUUCCAAGUGAGGAUCGAGGAGCCCAUCUACGACACCGUCCCGGAGGAGGCUUACGCCGCCUUAGUCGCGAAGCGGCGGGAGGCCGUCAAGGACUUCAUCGUCGAUGACAAUGGCCUCGGCUAUGGGGACCUCGGCGAGGAGGAGGAUUGGGAGCGUACUGCCUACGAGGGCUCAUCCUCCGAAGAUGACCAUGGAGACGACGGGAGGAGUGGCCGCCGGAAGAAGGGCGACUCGAGCGAGACAAAGAAGAAUAAGAAGAAGAAGAAGGACGAGCAAGACCAGGCGAAGAGGCCGUCCUCCCUCUCUGCAGCUGCUGCGCUUAUGGGGAAACAGAGGCUUUCAUCCAUGUUUACGUCUUCAGCUUUCCAGAGGAAUACGGGGAAGGGCAGCAUUGACGAUGCAAGCAUAAUUGAUCAAGUGAUUGCCGAGAUUACUCCUGACGAGGUUGAUAGGGAGAGGCGCCGAAGAAGACCAGGUGCCACAUUCAACACUGCACCGCAACCGAUGUCCAGAUUCCCGAAUUCGAGCGCCACGGCUCUGGGAAAUUCUGUUGUUAAACACGAACCGGCGAUUCUAGGCGUCAAAACAGACACGGCUAACAAGGAAGCGAAGGUUGCGAGCCACGACUUAUUUGAUCAAUGUCACGAUGCAAAACCCCAAUUGCAGUCUUCUGAGGAUGUUCCAGAUAGGAUCCAAGGACAGCAGAAUUCAGGCGUUACUGACGAGGCGGCAAUUUGUGAUAGCGAAGAAGUAGCUGCGCCUAAUUUGGUCGCGAAGGUGGAGGUCGAAGAGAAAAGGGAGGACAGCCAUCGCCUUAAUGCGAAGAUCACUUUUAAAAGUAACCCCGAAUAUGCAGCAACUGCUGGUUGGCAGUCAGUAUGGCAGGGAGAGAAUAAUAGUGCAAACAGUGCUACUGAGUCGAAGCCGGAGUUUGAAAAAAAUUCGGAGUUUUUCCUGGAUUCAGAUGGCUCACUCCCAUUUUUCGUGCUUGAUGCUUACGAGGAACUCCAUGGUGAGAACCGUGGAAAAAUUUAUCUUUUUGGAAAGGUCAAAGUGGGAAAUAGCUAUGCUAGCUGCUGCGUUAUUGUAAAGAAUAUGCAAAGAUGCAUCUUUGCUAUUCCACACGAAUCCAUUUUUCCAGAAGAUGUGACUAUGGAGCUUGAAAGGACUGCAAAGGACUCUGAUAACUCAUCGAGAAUGCUGAGAACAAAGUUACAAGAGAUGGCUUUACCAUUAAAGACUGAACUGUCUAAAGUCCUUAUGGAUGCCAGCAUUUCUACUUUCAGCAUGACUCCUGUAAAGCGUAACUAUGCUUUUGAGAGAAGUGAUGUUGCCCCUGGUGAACGCUAUGUUAUCAAGAUCAACUAUCCAUUCAAGGAUGCAACACUUCCCUCUGAUAUAAAGGGCGAACAUUUCUCUGUGCUUUUUGGAGCCAAUUCAAGUGCAUUGGAGCUAUUCUUAAUCAAGAGAAGAAUAAAAGGGCCUUCAUGGAUCUCCAUUUCAAAGUUCUUCAGUUGUCCACCUCCUCAGCGGGUGAGCUGGUGCAAAUAUGAGGUUGUUGUCGACUCUCCAAAGGAUGUGACAGUUUCGACCUCAAAGGCCAUGCUAGAGAUUCCUCCCAUAAUUGUUGCUUCACUCUCCCUUAAAACUGUAGUGAAUGAGAGGAAGAACACUAACGAGAUAGUUUCUGCAUCUGUUGUUUGCUGUCACAAGGCAAAAGUAGAUGUUCCCAUGGUGACAUCAGAGUGGAACAAGGCUGGGGUCCUUAGCCAUUUCACUAUUGUGAGGAAGCUUGAAGGAGGAAUUUUUCCGUUAGGCUUCACAAAGGAAGUUGCUGAUAGAAAUUCAAAAUCACCAUGUGGUGUUUUGGUGAUUGAGAGCAGUGAAAGGGCCCUUUUGAGUCGCUUGAUGAUUGAAAUGCACAAAUCUGACUGUGAUGUGCUACUUGGCCACAAUAUCUCUGGAUUUGACAUUGAUGUUCUUCUGCACAGAGCACAGGCACUAAAUGUGUUAUGGUCCAAGAUUGGUCGUCUAAAGCGAUCUGUGAUGCCCAAGCUUACAAAAGGAAGCAGUUUGUUUGGAUCUGGAGCUAGUCCUGGUGUAUUGUCUUGCAUUUCAGGCAGGCUUUUAUGUGAUACCUAUUUGUCGUCUCGUGAACUUUUGAAAGAGGCAAGUUAUUCUUUGACACAUCUGGCAAAAUCUCAGCUUGGAAAGGACAGAAAGGAGAUCUCUCCACUGGAUAUUCCUUUAAUGUUCCAAUCAUCAAGCACACUACUGGAACUUGUUGAACAUGGUGAGACGGAUGCCUGGCUUUCACUGGGUUUGAUGUUUCAUUUGAGUAUGCUUCCACUGACACGACAACUCACAAAUAUUGCUGGUAAUCUUUGGGGAAAGACUCUCCAAGGUGCCAGAGCACAGAGAGUGGAGUAUCUCUUGUUGCAUGCAUUUCACGAACUGAAAUAUAUUCUGCCUGAUAAAGCGUCUUAUACUGGGAAGGAUGCAUCAACAAAACGAGGACUGAAAAACUCUAUGGAGGAUGGGUUUGAUGAUCAAAAUAUUUCUGAAAGUGGCACUAAUUCUAUGGGGAAAGAAAAACACAAGAAAGGCCCUGCAUAUUCUGGUGGUUUGGUUCUGGAACCAAAAAAGGGACUUUAUGACAAAUUUAUAUUGCUUCUGGAUUUCAAUAGUCUUUAUCCUUCCAUCAUACAGGAGUAUAAUAUCUGCUUCACAACUGUUCAAAGAAACAAAGAUGGUGCAAUUCCUGCUUUGCCAAGUACCAAAAUUACUGGAGUGCUGCCAAAGCUAUUACACUCUCUGGUUGAUCGGAGAAGAAAGGUAAAGCAAUGGAUGAAGAAUACAUCUGACCGUCACAAGAUUCAGCAGCUUGAUAUUCAGCAACAAGCUCUAAAACUUACUGCUAAUAGUAUAUAUGGUUGUUUGGGCUUUACUAACUCAAGAUUUUAUGCCAAGCCACUCGCUGAGCUUAUAACACUGCAGGGACGAGAGAUUCUACAAAGCACCGUUGAUCUUGUGCAAAACCAGCUCAACUAUGAGGUCAUAUAUGGUGAUACAGAUUCGAUCAUGAUACAUACAGGACUAGAUGAUAUUUCUGAAGCUAAGUCUAUUGCAACAAAGGUUAAAGUUGAGGUAAAUAAAAAAUACCGAUGUUUAGAGAUAGAUCUUGAUGGUCUGUACAAAAGAAUGCUACUUCUAAAGAAAAAAAAAUAUGCAGCUGUUAAAGUGCAGUUUAGCAAUGAUGGAAGUCCCUAUGAGGUAAUCGAGCGUAAGGGACUUGACAUGGUCAGGCGUGACUGGAGCUUACUUUCAAAAGAGUUGGGAGAUUUUUGCCUUGGUGAAAUUUUAUCUGGGGGGUCUUGUGAAGAUGUCGUGGAAUCAAUUCAUGGUCGUCUGAUGAAAGUGCAAGAGGAGAUGAGGAAUGGUGAAAUUGAGCUUGAUAAGUAUGUGAUCAUGAAGACAUUAACCAAGUUGCCUGAAGAAUACCCAGAUGCAAAAAAUCAACCUCACGUGCAGGUGGCUUUGAGGAUGAAACAAAAUGGCAUUUCAUCUGGGUGCUCUGCUGGUGAUACAGUCCCGUAUGUGAUUUGUUGUCAACAGGGACUAUCUGAAUCUGGUUCUUCAACUGGAAUAGCUCAAAGAGCUAGACAUCCUGAUGAGCUGAAGCACAAUGAUGGGACAUGGAUGAUCGAUAUUGACUAUUAUUUGUCACAGCAGAUCCAUCCUGUUGUAUCACGUUUAUGUGCCUGCAUAGAAGGAACUAGCCCAGCUCGUCUUGCUGAUUGUUUGGGGCUUGAAUCAUCUAAGUUCCAGCAUAAAAGCAGCGAUGCUGUAAACAAAGAUCUAGACAGAACACUUGUAUAUGCCGAAGAUGACAAUGAGAGAUAUCGUGGUUGUCAACCUCUGUGGAUAGCAUGCCCCAGUUGUUUCACAACAUUUGAAUGUCCUGCUACGUCAAGUUUGCUAGAAUGCUCAGGAAGUGAGAAGUUGGAUUCUGAAACAGAUAAAGAAAGUGAGAAUUUCUGGACCAAAUUGCACUGCCCUAAGUGUCCAAUUGAAGAUGAAAGAAGUAGAAUAUCCCCUGCAAUCAUCGCUAACCAGGUGAGAAGACAGGCAGAGAAGUUCAUUUCGAAAUACUAUAUGGGGCUGAUGACAUGCGACGAUGAACUUUGUCAAUACACUACUAGGUCGCUGAAUCUGCGGGUUAUGGGAGACUCAGAAAAAGGAACCAUAUGUCCCAAUUAUCCUCGUUGUAAUGGGCAUCUUGUACGGCAGUACACUGAGGUUGAAUUGUACAAGCAGCUCUCAUAUUUCUGCCAUGUGUUGGAUACGGGACGCUGCUUGGAAAAGAUGGAGACCGGAGUGAGGGUGCGGUUUGAGAAGCAAUUUGCAAGGAUCCGGCAGGUGACCGAUCUAGCAGCGCAAUCAAUAAAAAGAAUCCGAGAUCGAUGUGCAUAUACUUGGAUUAAACUUGAGGAUCUUGCUCUUUUGAGUGUUUAAUGCCAAUUAUUUUGUAUUAUUAUUUGUUGUACAGCAGGAUGUUUGAAAUGGUUACCGAUAUGCGAAUAUUGGGGGUGGGUGAGUUGAGUCGAGAUGUAUUAUUUUCACUAUGUCAACCUCUCAGAGGAAGAGUACAGUUGUUUAAGACGGGAAACAUGUAUAAUUUAAAUCACAUCAAUCUGCA
Messenger RNA from Nymphaea colorata (pocket water lily), 4861 nucleotides. Its product is annotated as DNA polymerase alpha catalytic subunit. Gene Ontology annotation, molecular function: DNA replication origin binding; purine nucleotide binding; DNA-directed DNA polymerase activity. The coding region runs from base 40 to 4677 and encodes 1545 amino acids. Lineage: Eukaryota; Viridiplantae; Streptophyta; Magnoliopsida; Nymphaeales; Nymphaeaceae. Gene Ontology annotation, cellular component: alpha DNA polymerase:primase complex. The record is from RefSeq and is a predicted model, not a curated record. Gene Ontology annotation, biological process: mitotic DNA replication initiation; DNA replication; leading strand elongation. The transcript is spliced from 32 exons.